Messenger RNA from Cloeon dipterum, 1014 nucleotides. Its product is annotated as RNA transcription, translation and transport factor protein. The transcript has 5 exons. Gene Ontology annotation, biological process: tRNA splicing, via endonucleolytic cleavage and ligation. NCBI's taxonomy places the organism in Eukaryota, Metazoa, Arthropoda, Insecta, Ephemeroptera, Baetidae. The record is from RefSeq and is a predicted model, not a curated record. Gene Ontology annotation, molecular function: RNA binding. The coding region runs from base 242 to 961 and encodes 239 amino acids. Gene Ontology annotation, cellular component: tRNA-splicing ligase complex.
UGCACAAGCAGAGAGGCGGAGACGUGCGGAGACGCCUACUUUGCUGUUCCGCCGGUUUCACUCAUGACACUCAUUCUUUAUUCUCUGCUCUGCCUUGUCCAGUCUGCUAAAAAAUCACGAAGCGAAAAGGAGUGAGGAUUGCCAAAAGGCCAAGAAGUGCUCACAAUCAGGAGUGCUUUCCAAACGUAUAAAUACAACAACUACAUACAUACUGAUAAGAUAAUCAAUAGGAGGAAGGAAAAUGUUCAAAAGGAAACUUGCUGCAUUGGAUUAUCAAUCUGAGGAACCCUUUGACUGUGAAGACGAGAAGCAGUUCCGGACACUGGUGCUUUGGUUGGAAGAACAAAAAAUAAGGCACUUCAGAAUUGAGGAUCGUGAUCCGUUGAGGGUUACUCAUUCGCCAGAGUGGGAAAAGGGCUAUCAGCAGUACAAGAAUAACCUAGGAUGCCCAAUUAGCUCAGGCAAACGAAAGGAAGAGGUGGAUUGGCUGCUCUCCUAUGCUAUCCGCCUUGAAUACGCAGAUGAAGUUGAGAAAUACAAGGAUGUGAAGAAGACUCCCACUAGUCAAUCCAAUCCACUAGAGUCAAUUGAUAUCAAUUCUGAAGACUUUAAAGGAGGAGUCUUUAAAUUGGCGAAAAUGCUGAAUGUCGCUUCUCAUCCCGACCAUCUUUUGACUCUGAGUGCAAUCAGCAAGUUAGUUAUUUCUAGGCUAAACCCAGACGCAAUCUCAAAUCCAGAAACCGUCAUUAUCAAGGGCGUUGAAUGUCCUUUAAAUCACGCAGACAUUGGGUUGGAGGAGAUUGGUGACCCAACAAUCGGGCAGGCUGUCCAAAUAAUGAGGUUGCUAUAUCUAAAAGACCUUCGACACCUUCAGACCAGCAUCAAUGAAACAAUAGUUGCCCUUCAAGGAUUUACAGCAGAUCCAAAGACUAACAUUGCCAUGGGUAAAGUUGGCUACUAAAAAUUGCCUAAGCCCAUAAAACAUUCGUUACUUAAAUAAAGAUUUCCUCUUGA